AUGGCUUCGCUGUACCAGAGGUUCUCGGGCAAGAUCAACACCUCGCGCUCCUUCCCGGCGCCGCCGCCCGAGGCCAGCCGCCUCCUGGGCGGCCCGGGCCCCGAGGACGACGCCAAGCAGCCCGGCGGCGGCCCGCGGGCGCAGGCGGGCGCGGCGGCGGCGGCGGCGGUGGCGGCGCCCCGGGCGCGCGGCGCGGGCGGCCGGCCCCGCUUCCAGUACCAGGCGCGGAGCGACGGGGACGAGGAGGACGAGCUGGUGGGGAGCAACCCCCCACAGAGGAACUGGAAGGGCAUUGCCAUCGCCCUGCUGGUCAUCCUGGUCAUCUGUUCUCUGAUCGUCACCUCAGUCAUCCUGCUGACACCAGCGGAAGAUACUAGCCUGUCUCAGAAGAAGAAGGUCACCGUGGAAGAUCUUGGCAGCGAUGACUUUAAGAUCCACGACCCGGAGGCGAAGUGGAUAAGUGAUACAGAAUUCAUCUACAGAGAGCGGACGGGAACUGUCAUCCUGAGGAACGUUGAGACCAAUAACUCUACAGUGCUCAUAGAAGGCAAGAGAAUCGUAAGUUUGCUGGGAUUCCGUGACGCGGUGUUCGCUUUUGUUCUGUUUCAGAUCUACCGACACUCCUACACCGGGUUUUACGUCCUGAGCAAAAUUCCUCAUUGGGACCCUCAGAGUCUGGACCCACCGGAAGUCAGCAAUGCAAAGCUUCAGUAUGCGGGGUGGGGCCCCAAGGGACAGCAGCUGAUUUUCAUCUUCGAGAACAACAUCUACUACCGUGCACAUGUGGGGAAGCAGGCCAUCCGCGUGGUGUCCACGGGGAAGGAGGGCGUGAUCUACAACGGCCUCAGCGACUGGCUCUAUGAAGAGGAGAUCCUGAACACCCACAUUGCGCACUGGUGGUCUCCGGAUGGCACGCGGCUGGCCUACGCCACCAUCAACGACUCCCGCGUGCCCGUCAUGGAACUCCCGACCUACACGGGCUCCCUCUACCCCUCCGUGAAGCCCUACCACUACCCCAAGGCCGGCAGUGAAAACCCCAGCAUCUCCCUGCACGUCAUCGGCCUGAACGGGCCCACUCACGACCUGGAGAUGAUGCCCCCGGAUGACCCCCGCAUGAGGGAGUACUACAUCACCAUGGUGAAGUGGGCCACCAGCACCAAGGUGGCCGUGACCUGGCUGAACCGGGCGCAGAACGUGUCCAUCCUGACCCUCUGCGACGCCACCACGGGCGUCUGCACCAAGAAACACGAGGACGAAAGCGAAGCCUGGCUCCACAGACAGAACGAGGAGCCGGUGUUCUCCAGGGACGGCCGCAAGUUCUUCUUCAUCAGGGCCAUCCCGCAGGGGGGCCGGGGGAAGUUCUUCCACAUCACCGUGUCCUCCUCCCAGCCCAACAGCAGCAACGACAACAUCCAGUCCAUCACCUCGGGGGACUGGGACGUGACGCGGAUCCUGUCCUACGACGAGAAGAGAAGCAAGAUCUAUUUCCUGAGCACGGAGGACCUGCCCCGGAGGCGGCAGCUCUACAGCGCCGACACGGUGGGCAACUUCAACCGGCAGUGCCUGUCCUGCGACCUGGUGGAGAACUGCACCUACUUCAGCGCCGCCUUCAGCCGCAGCGCCGACUUCUUCCUGCUCACCUGCGAGGGUCCGGGCGUACCCCGAGUGACUGUGCACAACACCACGGAUAAGAAAAAGCUCUUCGACCUGGAAACCAAUGAGCACGUCCAGAAGGCCAUCAGUGACCGGCAGAUGCCCAAGAUCGAGUACAAGAAAAUCGAGGUCGACGAUUACAGCCUGCCCAUGCAGAUCCUGAAGCCGGCCACCUUCACGGACACCACCCACUACCCGCUGCUCCUGGUGGUGGACGGCACCCCGGGGAGCCAGAGCGUGGCCGAGCGGUUCCAGGUGAGCUGGGAAACGGCGCUGGUGAGCAGCCACGGCGCGGUGGUGGUGAAGUGCGACGGCCGGGGCAGCGGCUUCCAGGGGACCAAGCUCCUGCACGAAGUGAGGCGGCGGCUGGGCGCCCUGGAGGAGCGGGACCAGCUGGAGGCCGUGCGGACCAUGCUGAAGGAGACGUACAUCGACAAGACGCUGGCUGUGUUUGGGAAGGAUUACGGCGGCUACCUGAGCACCUACAUCCUCCCGGCCAAGGGGGAAAACCAGGCCCAGCUGUUCACCUGCGGCGCGGCCGUCUCUCCCAUAACAGACUUCCAGCUCUACGCCUCGGCGUUCUCCGAGCGGUACCUGGGCCUCCACGGACUCGACAACAGGGCCUACGAGAUGACCAAGGUGGCCCACCGCGUGUCCGCGCUGGAGGAGCAGCAGUUCCUGCUCAUUCACGCCACCGCCGACGAAAAAAUCCAUUUCCAGCACACCGCCGAGCUCAUUACGCAGCUCAUCAAGGGGAAGGCCAAUUACAGCCUGCAGAUCUACCCCGACGAGGGCCACUACUUCCACAGCACUGCCCUCCAGCAGCACCUGCACCGCGCCGUCGUCAACUUCUUCGUGGAGUGCUUCAGCGUGCAGGACAAGCUGCCCGCCGCCGCCGCGAAAGAGGAGGAGGAGGAGGACUAGG
Messenger RNA from Perognathus longimembris pacificus (Pacific pocket mouse), 2578 nucleotides. RefSeq names its product dipeptidyl peptidase like 6 (gene Dpp6). Lineage: Eukaryota; Metazoa; Chordata; Mammalia; Rodentia; Heteromyidae. Gene Ontology annotation, molecular function: serine-type peptidase activity; dipeptidyl-peptidase activity. Gene Ontology annotation, biological process: proteolysis. The record is from RefSeq and is a predicted model, not a curated record.